AUGUGUGGGAGAGCUGCUUGCAGCUGUAGUUUGAGAGCAGUCCCUCUCCUCUCCAGCUGUAUUCUUCAGUCUUACCCUCUCCAGGUCCACAGUCUUACCCUCUCCAGGUCCACAGUCUUACCCUCUCCAGGUCCACAUCUCCAGUUCCGCAAUCUUACCCUCUACAGGUCCACAGUCUUACCCUCUCCAGGUCCACAUCUCCAGGUCCACAGUCUUACCCUCUCCAGGUCCACAUCUCCAGGUCCACAGUCUUAUCCUCUCCAGGUCCACAUAUCCAGUUCCACAGUGUUACCGUCUCCAGGUCCACAAUCUUACCCUCUCCAGGUCCACAGUCUUACCCUCUCCAGGUCCACAUCUCCAGGUUUACAGUAUUACCCUCUCCAGGUUUACAGUAUUACCCUCUCCAGGUCCACAGUCUUACCCUCUCCAGGUCCACAUCUCCAGGUCCACAGUCUUACCCUCUCCAGGUCCACAGUCUUACCCUCUCCAGGUCCACAUCUCCAGGUCCACAGUCUUACCCUCUCCAGGUCCACAGUCUUACCCUCUCCAGGUCCACAUCUCCAGGUCCAAAGUCUUACCCUCUCCAGGUCCACAGUCUUACCCUCUCCAGGUCCACAUCUCCAGGUCCACAGUCUUACCCUCUCCAGGUCCACAGUCUUACCCUCUCCAGGUCCACAGUCUUACCCUCUCCAGGUCCACAUCUCCAGGUCCACAGUCUUACCCUCUCCAGGUCCACAUCUCCAGGUCCAUAGUCUUACCCUCUCCAGGUCCACAGUCUUACCCUCUCCAGGUCCACAUCUCCAGGUCCACAGUCUUACCCUCUCCAGGUCCACAGUCUUACCCUCUCCAGGUCCACAUCUCCAGGUCCAAAGUCUUACCCUCUCCAGGUCCACAGUCUUACCCUCUCCAGGUCCACAGUCUUACCCUCUCCAGGUCCACAGUCUUACCCUCUCCAGGUCCACAGUCUUACCCUCUCCAGGUCCACAGUCUUACCCUCUCCAGGUCCACAGUCUUACCCUCUCCAGGUCCACAUCUCCAGGUCCACAGUCUUACCCUCUCCAGGUCCACAUCUCCAGGUCCACAGUCUUACCCUCUCCAGGUCCACAGUCUUACCCUCUCCAGGUCCACAGUCUUACCCUCUCCAGGUCCACAGUCUUACCCUCUCCAGGUCCACAGUCUUACCCUCUCCAGGUCCACAUCUCCAGGUCCACAGUCUUACCCUCUCCAGGUCCACAUCUCCAGGUCCACAGUCUUACCCUCUCCAGGUCCACAUCAACAAGGCUGAGCUGAGACAAAGAUUUUAAAGGACAGGCCUCCUGAGGAGGUGAAUUUACAGUGAUGAACACACACACACGCUAACACUCAUACCACACAUAUGUUUUCUCAAUACAUGAACUUCAUUGGUUCUCCGCCAACCUACAAUUGUCAGAUUAAUGUCAGUAACGUCAGUAGUUUUCUGUAAGGACCUGUUCAACACUUUGACCUGGAAUGCACAUAUUGCCUGACUCUCUCUUCCUGUCGAAUUAUAUGUACAUUAAACUUGUCCCACCAGUACAGCAGUAGGGCUGAGUACUCCAUGAGCAGCAACAUGUUUGGAAGUAGAAAAAGAGGGGAAAUAAGAACAGAGGUUCAAACUUGACCUGUCAAUUUUGUUUAUGUGGAUGUGCUUAUUAGUUUGAAAUGCUGUGGCAGACAUUUGCAUUACUUACACAUGGAACGUUUACGUGUCUGUCGGUCACCAGACACACAUGCAAAAACACGCACACAAGUAAACUCACACGCACUUGACUAGGCUCUUUGAUUGGUAAUGUGUCGCCACUUGAGAAGUGUUUUCACUGGACCUUAAUGGAUGAGUCAAUUAGCAGUACGAGGUGGGGGAGGCCAUUGCUCACACCCAC
Molecule: messenger RNA, 1898 nt
Organism: Oncorhynchus keta (chum salmon)
Lineage: Eukaryota; Metazoa; Chordata; Actinopteri; Salmoniformes; Salmonidae
Product: mucin-1-like
Exons: 3
Coding region: 1-1290 (429 amino acids)
Source: RefSeq, a predicted model, not a curated record